Fusarium keratoplasticum is the source of this 1530-nucleotide messenger RNA. RefSeq lists its product as uncharacterized. The coding region runs from base 1 to 1530 and encodes 509 amino acids. Gene Ontology annotation, molecular function: aldehyde dehydrogenase (NAD+) activity. The transcript has a single exon. The record is from RefSeq and is a predicted model, not a curated record. Lineage: Eukaryota; Fungi; Ascomycota; Sordariomycetes; Hypocreales; Nectriaceae.
AUGACACUGUCAACCGAGAUUCACACAUUCCACUCGGGCCGGCCUCAGCCAGAGUCCUCGUCCCGAUCCAAUACCUUCACUUCGGUCGAUCCAAGCACUUCGAAGCCUCUUGCGACCAUCUAUACUACCACACCCUCUCAACUGGAGGACACAAUUGCUGCUGCCCACGCGGCCUUUCCUGUCUGGUCGCAAACUCCUGCACCGCGCCGCGCUGCCAUACUCCUCAAGGCCGCGGCAAUCCUGCGCGAGCGCAACGAUGAAUUGGCCCUGACCGAGACGCUUGACACUGGAAAGGCGUGGUCAGAGACAUCUACCGUUGAUGUCGUCACUGGUGCUGAUGUUCUCGAAUACUAUGCCCACAUGGCUGCUGGCAGCUUUCCGGGUCAGAACACUCGUCUCCGUGCCGACGCCUUCGUCCUUACCACCCAUGAGCCUCUCGGCGUUUGCGCCGGUAUCGGUGCCUGGAACUACCCCAUUCAGAUCGCCCUUUGGAAGUCUGCGCCAUGCCUUGCUGCUGGCAACUGCAUGGUCUACAAGCCCAGUGAAGUCACUCCUCUGCAUGCCAACACACUAGCCCAGAUUUACAUCGAGGCAGGUGUACCACCAGGUGUCUUCAACGUCGUCUACGGCGACGGUCCUGCAGUCGGAGCUCCCCUUGUCGCACACAGUGGUAUUGCGAAGGUGAGCUUCACUGGCCAGGUCAGCACCGGCAGCAAGGUCGCUGGCCAGGCGGCCGGAGACAUGAAGGGCAUCACCAUGGAGCUCGGUGGAAAGAGUCCACUUGUGAUCCUCCCUGAUGCCGAUGUGGACGAAGCUGCCGAUACUGCCAUGGUUGCCAACUUCUUCUCCACGGGCCAGGUCUGCACCAAUGGCACUCGAGUCUUCGUUCCUGAUACCCUGUUGAGCCGCAUCGAGCAGGCUCUCAUCCAGCGGGCCCGAGAAGGAAUCCGGAUGGGCCUUCCACGAGACGAGAAGACAAACUUUGGCCCCAUGGUCAGUGCUGCCCAGCAAGAGAAGGUCAAGAUAUACAUUGAGCAUGGCCGGUCUGUUGACAAAGCCAAGGUGCUCUAUGAUGGAUCAACAGAUGCCCAGAGUGUACUCCCGACGGCGGAUGGAUUCUGGGUGCCCCCGGUCAUCUUUACCAACUGCACAGACGAGAUGCGAGUGGUUCGUGAAGAGAUCUUUGGUCCAGUCAUGUGUAUCUUGCCCUACAAGACCCAGGGACGAGCUCGUGAGGAAUGGCUACCAGAGCUGGUCCGCCGCGCCAAUGACACUCCAAUGGGACUGGCUGCGGGUGUCGUGUCUUCUGACGUCGGACUGGCCCAGGAGGUAAUCCAGAAGCUCGACGCUGGCAUCACAUGGAUCAACACGUGGGGUGAAUCCCCUGCAGAGAUGCCAGUGGGUGGUUGGAAGAUGAGCGGAAUUGGGUUAGAGAAUGGCCACGAGGGCAUUCAAGCAUAUAUGAGAACAAAGAGCACUCUGGUGCAGCUAGGGAAAGGCGCAUGCAAGGGUGUUUUCUCUAAGCUAUAA